AUUACUUUGAGCAACAUAUUGAAGUAUAACCUUUCAGUCGUUGGAUUGCUGUGCGACAAAUCUACUGCGUCAUUCUGUUUUACUACAAUUUACAACUGUUAGACUGUUGAUCUACUAUUAAUGGAGACUCAAGGUUAUUCCAAAGAGGCAGAGUUUCAACAACAACCACUGCAAGUAGCUGAUUAUGGCACACCACCACCACCAUAUCCUGCUACAGCCCCUGGAGGUCAGGGUUAUCCAGCUCAACCACCUCCAAAUUAUGGUCAAUCAUUGCAUGCAUCUACCAAUAUUACCAAUGUCAUGUAUCAACCAGGACAGAAUGUUACCAUGACAACAAUUACUCAAUCUCGUCCAGCUGAUUACAUGGGUCUUGCUAUUUUUGCCACUAUCUGUUGUUGCUGGCCUAUUGGUAUAUUUGCCAUCAUUAAAGCAUCACAGGUUGGAAGUAGUUUUAAUGGAGGUGACUAUGCUGGUGCAAAAGAAGCCUCUGAUAGUGCCAGGAAACUGUCGUAUAUUUCUAUUGGCUGUGGCAUUGCGUCAUUUGUAAUUUCUAUACUUUUUGUCAUUAUCUAUGUAUUUGUGAUACUGUCAGUGUGACCUUAACAUACAUGUAUUCAUAACUUACACUGACCCAAUA
Messenger RNA from Saccoglossus kowalevskii, 637 nucleotides. Its product is annotated as proline-rich transmembrane protein 1-like. The record is from RefSeq and is a predicted model, not a curated record. Gene Ontology annotation, cellular component: membrane. NCBI's taxonomy places the organism in Eukaryota, Metazoa, Hemichordata, Enteropneusta, Harrimaniidae.